AUGCCGUUUAUUAAAGAGGAGAGUGAAGAUGUGAAGAUUGAAGAAACAUUCACAGUCAAACAGGAAGAUCUGCAGGAACAAACAGACCUAAUUGAAGAGAAGGAGAGGAGGAAAGAGGAGGAACAUCAUGUUAAAAUUGAGGAAAAAACUCAUUUACAGACUGAUGAUAUAUUGAAAAGGAGAAACAAAAAUAGUUUCACCUGCACUCAGUGUGGAAAGAUUUUGGCAAGCAAAAGCAAACUUAAGAUUCACAUGAGGAUCCACACUGGAGAGAAACCAUUCACAUGCACUCAAUGUGAGAAGAGUUUCAGCAUAUCAUCAUCCCUUAAUCUACACAUGAGGAUCCACACUGGAGAGAAACCAUUCACAUGCACUCAGUGUGGGAAGAGUUUUAGCCACUUAUCACCUCUUAAUAAACACAUGAGGAUCCACACUGGAGAGAAACCAUUCACAUGCACUCAGUGUGGGAAGAGUUUUAGCUUAUCAACAUCCCUUAAUCUACACAUGAGGAUCCACGCAGGAGAGAAACCAUUCACAUGCACUCAGUGUGGGAAGAGUUUCAACUGCUCGUCAAACCUUAGUAAACACAUGAUGAUCCACACUGGAAAUAAACCAUUCACAUGCACUCAGUGUGGGAAGAGUUUUAGCUUAUCAACAUCCCUUAAUCUACACAUGAGGAUCCACACUGGAGAGAAACCAUUCACAUGCACUCAGUGUGGGAACAGUUUCAGCCAAUCAUCAUCUCUUAAUAAGCACAUGAGGAUCCACACUGGAGAGAAACCAUUCACAUGCACUCAGUGUGGGAAGAGUUUCAACCGAUCAGAACACCUUAAUCUACACAUGAGGAUCCAUACCGGAGAGAAACCAUUCACAUGCACUGAGUGUGAGAAGAGUUUUACCUGCUCAUCACACCUUAAUCGACACAUGAGGAAACACACUGGAGAGAAACCAUAUGCAUGCACUCAGUGUGGGAAGAUUUUCAGCCAAUCAUCACGCCUUAAUCUACACAUGGUAAGCCACAACGGAGAGAAACCAUGACCUACGAAACUCUGACGGACUCUGACCUGCGAAAUCGCAUCACUUGACUGUGAGACCAAUCGAAGAUCAAAACAUGACCUCUCUGGACCGAAAUUUUAAAAAAUGUUCCAAUCGCACACUGUUUUUAAUGUCUAAUCAUCUUGUUUGUUCCCGCUCCUUUUAGCAACACCAUACAACAGAAUUUUGCAUGCUCAAACUCUAGUGUGACCGCAGCUUUGGCGUGGGAUGAGUUUCAGUAACUCCUCAGACCUUAAUAAACGCAUAAAGACUCACACUGGGGAGAAACCAUUCACAUGAACUCAGUGUAAGGAGAGUUUUAACCGAUCAGCAAACCUUAAUGAACACAUGAAGAUCCACACUGGUGUGAAAG
Molecule: messenger RNA, 1408 nt
Organism: Danio rerio (zebrafish)
Lineage: Eukaryota; Metazoa; Chordata; Actinopteri; Cypriniformes; Danionidae
Source: RefSeq, a predicted model, not a curated record